Striga asiatica is the source of this 969-nucleotide messenger RNA. NCBI's taxonomy places the organism in Eukaryota, Viridiplantae, Streptophyta, Magnoliopsida, Lamiales, Orobanchaceae. The record is from the annotation of a GenBank genome assembly.
AUGAAACUCGAGAAUUGGCAUUCGGUCAUGAAAGAAUUGGGAACUGCGGUUGAGCGACUCGAAUCCUACCUCUGCAGCCUCAUCUCCUCAUUGAACUUCUUGAUAAAAGCCUCGAUUCGCCGGUUCAGCUCAUCCUGGCUCAGCGAAGCCUCCUGCCGGAGCUUUCCGGGCCCACCGGUUGACGGGCUUGGGCUCCGUGUAUUUGUCCGGUCGUUGAAGGUCUCAGCUUUCUUCAUCAUCUUUGGUGGCAGAGUCUUCUCCGCCAGCUGGCGAGGCCUGUUGUUUGGUGCCCAGGUGUCGGAUUUCAUCAUGGUUCUCGUUACUCCCAGCACAGUUCUCACUUCAAACCCCAAGGGCAUUUUGGGCAUUCAAUAUGAGCUGGCCAGUAGGUGGUCAGCGUCAGUCACGCAAAAGCUAAUAUGUUACUCCACAGUCUACACAGCACGCUCAUCUAUGGGAGACUGGCUUUCACAUUUCUCCGAAACAGUCGGCCUCACCCUCGCCGGAGAAUUUUCAGCCGAGCCUCCGUUGCUUGUGGACUUACCAAUCACGAACUCGUUCUCUUUAUUGCUCGUCACAUCUCUCACAAACGGCGUAAUUACUUCAUUCGCAUCUGCACGCUUGGACGAGUCGAGCUCCGAUCCUUUCCCCUGCUCCACCUCGGGACCGCUGAGUGAGAUGCCGUCGUACCCGUACUCCGAAGUAGGAUAUUCCGCCGGAGCAAUUUCCUCCUCCGCCAGCUGCCUCCGUACGGCGAAGCUCGCGGCGGGAGACGGCAUCUCUUCGUCGUACUUCUCGGACUGGAGCUUGGAGGAGGCUAAGAUGGCGAUGAUGAUGAAAUUGACGACAAGACAUCCGGCGAGAUCUGUGAUGGCCGGAGCCGAGACUUUCAGCACAAUCGCCGCUGAUAAAACGCCGGUGGAAAUUAGAACGGCUCUGAGGGACGACAUGAAGUUGGUCGACGAUUGA